Molecule: messenger RNA, 691 nt
Organism: Drosophila bipectinata
Lineage: Eukaryota; Metazoa; Arthropoda; Insecta; Diptera; Drosophilidae
Source: RefSeq, a predicted model, not a curated record
AAGCCCAUGGGUUGGUGUGAAAAAAUCUCAGUUUAACCUCAACCAUGAAGCGGAUUAAAUUGUUGAUUUUAAUACUGGAACUAACUAGUAUCCUGUUGGGGGUGAUGGCCAAGCCUCGGGCUCAGAAUCCCCUGGAAAAUCUCGGCAUGACGGCCAUGAACCUGGCCGGGAAUAUAGCCGAGGCCAUUCAGAGUGGAGCCGCCAUCAAUCGCGACAUCAACUUUGACAAUCCCCUGAUGUCCGUGCAUUCGAAAACAGCUGUCGGUUAUGGAGAUGCUAUGCGGCCGCCCUCUGCAGACUCAUCCGAGGAGGAGGAUCGCCGGAAGCGGAGAAGUCUCCUGAGAGCCAAGAGAGCCCCCUGUUUCUGGAAGAUGACCAUGACCACGGCCGCCUCCUCGGACGAUGAUGUGGAAGCGCGCAGGAAGCGUGCUCGCAAAAGGGCCGCCAAUAAUGCCUCACGAUCGCGAGUUAGUCCGAAGACCAGUUCCAAGAAGAAGUUCUAUCGGGAGCGACGUCAAGCCGAAACGGAUCAGAUGCCAGCAGGAACUAUGGCAGGAUCGCAGGCUCCCGGGCUGGGGGAUCGAAUCAAAGGCAUGUGGCUCUCGUUUGUGGAUAAUGUGACGGAAGUGGUGCAGCAAAUGCGUGAAAAAAUAUCGAGUGCCGCCAACAGUGCUACUGGUUCUGGCUAAAC